UAUACGGAAGGUUUCCAUUUUUAACCAUAUCCCUCAAGUUUUUAAAAUCUUUUUGGUGGAGGAUUUUUGCGUUUUCCUGGCUUAUCAAGAGUUUGAUGGGUUAGUUAUUCUCAUUCAAAUUAAGCCAUCCACCGAUUACUUUUGCUGUCGUUGAAAUUUACUCACGCUUUGAUUUACCUUCUAUUCAUUCUUAGCUGAGGUUUGUGAUCUUACUUGACAGUUUUCUUUUCAUGAAACGAUUUGUCUGUUUGAGUUCCCUAUCAAAGGUUUUUGAGUGAACUUUUAUUACCACGUGCUCCUAUCUGUCGCUCCUAAACACCGCUCGCUUCGGGAAAUCAAUCUUUUUUGCAGCAAAUGAAGUUUCGAAACGAUACAAGUAGUAUGAUUAUACAAACAAUCCCGUACUGAACUGACAGUUGUGUUGGCAGAAAACUCGAUUAUUGCGACUUCUGCCUGCCGUCCCUCUUCGAGAGGACAUGAGAGCUGCACGGGUGACUGUCAUGGCGGCGUCGAAUCUUGGCGGCCACGCGGCGUCUCCAGAUGACAAAGGAAUUGGAUGACGCAUGGAAUCUGGAGUGGUCAAGCACGGACCGAAUGUGUGGUAACUACUAAGUAAAAGCGCUUCGGAAUGUCAAUAAAACGCUGGAGUCUUCAAAAAAACAUGCUUGUUCAAUCAUGGCUACUGAAGGCUGGGAAAAUAAUCCAGAUUUGAAAAAGCUCUACAUUGGAAAGCUUAAGCUUGAGUCAACUGAGGAAAGUCUAAAAAAUCACUUUGGAAAAUAUGGAACUGUCACUGAAGUCAAGAUAGGCUUAGAUAAAGAUCAUAACCCAAGGGGGUUUGCCUUUGUGUCAAUGUCUGAUCAAGCAGCAGUGGAUCAAAUCUUAGAAGAUAAACCACAAGUUGUUGAUGGCCAGACUGUUUACCCAAGAAGGGCAAUUCCAAGAGAUGAUCCAAACCCACUGGCUCAGUUGAAAACAAAGAAGCUCUUCAUAGGAGGGCUUAAUGAAGAGGCCUCUGAAGAAGAUAUCAAGAAUGUGCUGGCCAUAUUUACACCCCAUCAACCAGAGAAAAUUAAACUGAUGUUUGACAGAAACACCAACAAAUUCAAGGGCUAUGCAUUUGCUUGGUUCCAAAAUGAACACAUAGUGGACAAGCUAUUUAUCAUCAGGAACUGCACAAUCAAAGACAAGAAAGUUGAGCUCAAGAAGGCAGAGGAAAACAGUGGACAGGGGGGAGGUGGUCAAGGUGGAGGUGGUGGAUUCCGUGGUCGUGGUGGAGGUGGAUUCAGAGGAAGAGGGCGGGGAGGUGGUCAAGGUGGUGGUGGUGGUGGUGGUGGUGGUGGUGCAGGUUAUAAUGGUGCCUACUCACAACCUGCCUAUGGUUCAGGUUAUGAAGGUUAUGAAAAUUACGGCAGUGGUGAUUACUCUUAUGGCAGUGGUUAUGGCUAUGAUGGUGGUUAUGGUAGUUAUGGUGGUGCCUAUGGCAGUGGUUAUGGUGGAGGUUAUCACAACAUGGGGGAGUACAGUUCUGAAGCAUCUUCAUAUGGUCCAAACAGGCGUGGUGGACAAGUGCGUGGACGUGGAGGAGGGGGUGGUGGUGCUGGUGGUGGUGGGUAUCGGCCUUACUAAGCCAGAAAGAACUGAACACAAAUGGAAAAAUUUUGUGUUAUUGAACACUGUGUAUUGUACUGUUUAUUGAUUGAAAAUCUCGUGCACUUCUGGAAUUGGACACUUGCAAAAGAAUUAGUAUCAUUUUUAGUAGCUGUACAUCAAUAAUUGUGAAAACAUGUACUUUUAAACCUGUAUUGUAGGUUGGUUGGUUGUCCAGCUAUGUGAUCUGAACUGAAAAGUUUGAAAUUUUUCCAUCCUUGUAUGUCUAACCAUAGACUGUACAAAGUAUUUUUGACUUGUGCAGGUCCAGGAGGAUGGCAUAAUUCCAAAAAACAAUAUUUCCUGAAGUACUUGUGCAUUUAGAUUUUAAAGCAAUCAGCAUUUUUCAUUCAAGGGACAAAGCAGACUUCUUUCAGUUGAAUAUGUACUCAUUGAAUUUUAAACCUUUGUAUUAAAGACUGUAUGUUGACAUAAGUAA
Molecule: messenger RNA, 2089 nt
Organism: Pocillopora damicornis (cauliflower coral)
Lineage: Eukaryota; Metazoa; Cnidaria; Anthozoa; Scleractinia; Pocilloporidae
Product: RNA-binding protein Musashi homolog Rbp6
Biological process (GO): regulation of translation
Molecular function (GO): mRNA binding
Source: RefSeq, a predicted model, not a curated record